Aspergillus pseudotamarii is the source of this 988-nucleotide messenger RNA. RefSeq lists its product as uncharacterized. The transcript has a single exon. NCBI's taxonomy places the organism in Eukaryota, Fungi, Ascomycota, Eurotiomycetes, Eurotiales, Aspergillaceae. Bases 38 to 259 code for a protein of 73 amino acids. The record is from RefSeq and is a predicted model, not a curated record.
ACUACUAGGAACAGCAGUCCGUUCGUCGUUACUCACUAUGAUGAUGAUGAUGAUGAUGACUCGCAUGGGACUGAGCAAAGUGUGGAUGAGCCUUUGGCAGCUAGUGGUGGUGAGACGAUCACGCCCGAGCAACAGCGAGCAGAGCAAGGGCCACAAGAGCAAGGAUCUCACCAUCCUGUACAGCAACACCAACAGCUUGGACAGCAACAGUCAGGACAGCAAGAGCCAGAGUCCCAGGGGCAUGAGCUGCAACAGCUAGGACCACAACAGCAAUCAUCAGAGCUUCCACCACGUGAACCCAUGCCGCGUGAGAGAGUUGUACCGCAGCAAGACUUAGGAGAACCUGGUGAGCCCCUACAAGCCAUUAAUUUAUGUGACUAAGCUCACAUCACGGCCUCCAUUUUAGCAACUAUGGCGGGUAGGGGGCAGCCUGGAAGGAAUCGUGCUAUGUUUUCCUUUGGACCAAAUGGGAUACAGCGUGAGUGCGACUAUGUGCGAUGGUAAUGAAAGACAGUAAAGCUGAUGAAAACAACUCGUGGAUAUACGUCUCGUAGGCCAACCGGCUCCAACCCUGCGUCGCCUGCGAAUCAGCAAGAGCAAUCCACACAAGGAAACCUCCAUAUGCCCGGUACAUUCCCGGCUGGAUCAGAGGAUGGGGGAAGGGAACAUUGAAGUAGCAUUGUUAUCAUGGUUACCGAGUAUGGAGUUUGCCCCAAUUGGACUCGAAUUACGUGCCGUUGCUUGUAUCACUCUGAGUCGUGAGGUAAGUCACUUGUACCAAAUUGACCUUUAUGUGCGUUAACUCAUUGCAGGGUUUUGUAUUAGCCAAGGAUGUCUUGAGCCGGUUCAAUGUCUUUCUUUGCCUUGGUUAUUGUUUGCCUGCAUUAUUUACAAAGACAGUAGAGUUACUGGGGUCUGUAUUACUAUAGCUGCAAUAUGCUCUUUUGUUAUGCUGAAAUCAACACUGAAGAAUGCAAUGCGCCUUAUU